Amyelois transitella is the source of this 6330-nucleotide messenger RNA. It is a transcript of the gene ERR, whose product is annotated as steroid hormone receptor ERR2. The transcript has 8 exons. NCBI's taxonomy places the organism in Eukaryota, Metazoa, Arthropoda, Insecta, Lepidoptera, Pyralidae. The coding region runs from base 480 to 1751 and encodes 423 amino acids. The record is from RefSeq and is a predicted model, not a curated record. Gene Ontology annotation, molecular function: DNA-binding transcription factor activity; sequence-specific DNA binding; zinc ion binding. Gene Ontology annotation, biological process: regulation of DNA-templated transcription.
AGUUGGAAAGGUUGUUAUUUGGUUAUGUCAAGAUGACUUCAUGAUGAUCACGAGCGAUUUUGGGCGGAGAGAGUAACAAAAUAAAAUCAAAGAAAGGUUGCGUAAAUAGUAAGAAAGUUAACUAACCUAACCUAGACACGAAAAAGAUUUAAAAAAUUAACACAUGGAAAUAAAUAAUUAAAACCUGCACUUGAUAUUGCAAGCUGAGUAAAUAUUCUGUGAUAAUUGUCGCAAAAGCCUGCGACUGAGGUGAGGUGAACACGUAACGUAAAAGCUAACAACUUUCUAGACACGCCGGUAUAAAAGAAACCUGAAAAAUUAUUCUCAUUCUUGUAAAAGAUGUGCCCUUCAGUACCUCACAACAUCUGCAUUAAGAAUUUCAAAUGAUAAAGUAAAAAAAAGACAAUGAAGCCUUGAAAAAUGAUGGUGGAGAUAAAACAUUUAAAUGAAAACCCAGAGAUGAUUUGUUCCAGGUGCAAAUGAUGUCGGCAGUGAGCGGGGAGCCGAUGUUACGUAGAGUCAAACAAGAGAACGAGCACCCGCCACAGUACUCCACCCCGGAGCCCCAGCCGCACAUCCUGCAUCAGCGGCCGAUGCAGAUCAUGCAGGAGCCACUCGAAAUAGAGACCAAGGAGGAGGUGAAGUUCUGCGUGUCCUCCGGCGAGAACACCAUAGGUGGAAGCACCAGCCCUGAACAGCAGCACUGUUCUUCUACCACGGCCGCGGCUGCUACAGGAACUACUGAUGAUGACGCUCCAAGAAGACUUUGCCUCGUAUGCGGUGAUGUAGCAUCAGGGUUCCACUAUGGAGUCGCCAGCUGCGAAGCGUGCAAGGCUUUCUUUAAAAGGACUAUUCAGGGCAACAUAGAAUACACGUGCCCCGCCUCGAACGAGUGCGAGAUCAACAAGCGGCGGCGCAAGGCGUGCCAGGCGUGCCGCUUCCGCAAGUGCCUGCGCACGGGCAUGCUGCGCGAGGGCGUGCGGCUGGACCGCGUGCGCGGCGGCCGCCAGAAGUACCGGCGCGCGCCCGACCUGCCGCCCGCGCCGCGCCCGCAGCUCGACGACAUCAAGGUGUUAGAAGUCCUCACAUCUUACGAACCGGAGAUGUUCAGUUGCGCUGCGCCACCGGCCGGGGUCACUGACCCCGCGGCUAAGACCCUCCACUUGUUGGCAGAUCUCUAUGACAGAGAACUGGUGGAAGUCAUCGGCUGGGCGAAGUUGUUACCGGGAUUUACAGAACUGCACCUCAAUGAUCAGAUGCGUCUGCUACAAAGCACAUGGGCCGAGAUGCUAAGUCUUAUGACGGCAUACCGCAGUAUGGGUGGAGGGUCUCCGCUGCGCCUGCGCUUCGCCAACGACAUGGCGCUCGACGAUCAGCAGAUGAGGGACAUCGGGGCGCACAGCUUGUAUACACAUUUGGCAGGAGUGACGCGGCGUUUAGAAGGCGCCGCAGCGCUUCGUGAAGAAUGCUACCUUCUUAAAGCGCUGGUCCUGGCGAACUCAGAGGCUCGUAUUGAUGAGCACGCCGCUCUGAGGAGGUUCAGAGACUCCAUACUGUUGGCGCUGAAUGAUGCUGUCGCUGUCCUCAGGCCGUACAACGCGAACGCGACGCUACAACAACUCCUACUGGUUCUGCCGGCGUUGAGGCACGCCGAUGUGGCGGUGCGCCGGUUCUGGUCCUCCGUGCACCGAGACCGGCGCACGCACAUGAACAAAUUGUUCGUCGAAAUGCUCGAGGCUGGGCUCCGGUAGACGGAAUACCUGCACAUUUUCAGCUAAUGUGACAUAGUUAAGACUUGGAAGUCUUAUGUGGCAAUGCGAGAUAGAGGCUGGGUUACAGUAGACUAAGCGGUGAAUGUGGCUGUGUUUUGACUCCUUAAAGUGUAUAUACUGCAAGAGAUUCAGUUUAACGUGAUAUAAGUGGAUUUGAAAAUUGGUCCUUCGAUACUGAGACAGCCUUACAGGAAAAUCAGUUCAAGUAGCUGUCUUGCGGUGUAUGGGCGACGUGGUAUGAAUGACUACUGCGACAACUAUCGUCCCACGCGGUAUCGAGACAGUAAAGGUUUGAUAAGAUUUUGGAGUUGGUUCGACAUUUUAAGACACUGUGCUGGAGUUUGAAAAAUAUCUCGUGUACCGAGAUAUUAAAGGCUAUAACUGCGAAAUUGAGAAAUGAAAGGAGAAUUUUUAAGAUCAAACAGGGUUUGGGUAUGCGGAACAAAUUGAUGAAAUUGGCUUGUGAUUUACCAUGAGUAACGUGGAUUGUUAAUUGAGGAUAAGACUGGAAACGGGGGCUUGAGUUUUGGACAAUUCGGUUAGAAGCUAACUUUUUGGUUGUCAAACUAUGUGUUUAACUUUAAGUGAAUCGUGCGUUGAGACACUGUUAAGUGAAUGCGCAGAAAACUACUUUUUGUUGAUAAAUGUAAUUUUUUUUAAUAUCUGACACCAGAUGUCUGUAUGAGAUGUUAUUAUUUAAUAUGUACACUUAAAAAAUACACCGUUUUGUUCUAUUUGAUCUAUUGUUUUGAUAAUUAUAUGAAAUUUGUAAAUAAUUUUGUAGAAUUGAACAUUUUGACAAUGUUAGAUCAUCUGGUGGCGAGAUUUUUAUAUAGAACAAUUCAGUCUUUAACAUGUCAUCGAUUACAGUCUUGGAAAAGUUAAUCAAGCACACAACGCGAAGAUACUUAGAAGAAUUGUUCUUUACCAGUUCAAAAGCUAUGAUGUACCUUCGACUAGCGUUGACACCGCGCUGGCUAAGUACUAACUGUCCGACAAAAUAAAUCGACCAAUCAGGGUGAAGGUUGCGAAAUCAAAACGCGCUGUUAUUGGUUGAUUUUAACUGGAUUCUGACUUAACGUCUUAGAUAAAUUUUAUAUUCCGAACGUUCGUGUCUGUCAACGAAUAUUCUUUAAAGAUGUAAUUAAUAAAUUUGAAUGUGCAUAGCACUCAAAUUUAUGUAAAUUGUUGUAUAUAGAAAAAAGAGUUCCAAACUCGAUUGAGUAGAUGUAGUGUAAGUAAACUUAGCCGGCGUAGUCGCGAAGGCGUCGGGGCGCGGCGAUUUCACACAUAUCACAUCACUUAUAUUUUUUUUUAGAAAAGAAUCAAUGCUGUGAAUUAUCUACACGACGCAUUAUAAAAGUCUCAAUUGGCUUAUGUAGUCGUCUUAAACAACAAAAGAGGUCGGAUGGAUGUAUACAGUAUGUGGUAGCGAAAGACUUCAGAAGUUUCGUUUAGAAAUUAAUAUAAUAAACACACAUAGUAAAGUUUCAGUCUAAUUAUCGCGCAAAUUAAGUUAUUUGCGAUUACCCUCACUCGCUCGGUUGACUUAAAGAAAAUUUAAGUUGAUGUGUGAAGACUGAUGCAACAUCCCAUUAUUUUAUUAUCAUUAUCACAAUGCAUUGAUGAGUGAAAUGUCAUGGCUGUGCAAGCAAAAUGUCUUCAUUAAUUUUUUAACACAAUUAAAAAAAAACACAACGACGCCGCGCCCUGCGCCAUAAAUGUACAAAAAGGACGGAUCUAGUACAAAACUUUACAUUUUUGUAUAAUAUUAUAAAAAUUAUAUCUAGUUUUACUUGCGGUAAGGGCCGAAAUUUGUAUGGUCGUGGAAAACAUGGUGAUUUAAGAUAUAUUUUUUUUUACAUCAAUUCGAGAUACUGAGUAUGUCCAUAUUGAGUUUUGUAGUUUAUUUAAUAUUUUUAAAUAACAAUUAAAUCUUAUUAUUUAGUAUUUUAAACAUAAAUACUAUAUCAAUUGGUGAUGGCAAUGACGUCAAAUUCGUACAUUUAUUUUUUUAUAUUUUACAUGGUCUUAUGGUGUCGCAAAUUGGGACGAUAUAUUGGGUUAAUUAAAAAAAAAUAGGAUACUUAUUUUAUUGUCUGAUAAAAAUGUGUUUUACAAGAUAACAAAAUUAUAUAAAACUUAGUUAAGUUUUUUCAAAAUUUAUCUGAAUUGAAUGUUUUACGUAUUGUAAAAUGGCUGUGUGCUCGUUUUCCCCGACCUUACGUUGGUGCCGUAUUCGGCGCCUUACCAUUAUACGUUGUUUAUGUUGACGACAUGGUUUUUGGUAGCUCGUAACUAGAAACUGACGCAGAUUGGCUAAUGUAUAUGAAAUUUAGUAAUGAAGUUUAAAAAUUUAUUGAACAGAAUAUAUUUUAAAAAUACGUCUACAUUUUGGUAGAUUUAUCUGCCGUCCGUACCAAUAAAGAAAGAAAAUUUGUAUAUUUGUUACAAUAAACUGUAAAAGUACCGACUUAAAUGAAAUUUAUCGCAAUGAUAGAUCAUUUGGAGAAGCGUUUCUUAGAAGCUUCGGCCAAAAGUCUUGUUGAAAGUAAUGUCAUGACAGAUAUGACAAUCUAGGUAUUUUUAUGUAUGUUAUUCAAACUGUUAGCGCUACAUGCUCAAUGUACCUAAUUUUAUAUGAAUUGUCUGAAAUAAAAUUAUUAACGGAAUUCAGAUAGUGUAUGCUGCAUCAAUUUCUAGUUAUGCAUAAAGGCUUCAUGUUUAAAAUGAUUUGUUGAACGAAUAUUUUGUUUUUAUAAGAAAUAACACCCUAUUUCUACGGAGAGAUCUAUUUUGUAGAACUGUUCCUCAGCAUAGACGUAGAUUUAAGUGUUGCCAUGCUAACGUAAUGUACAAUAUUGUUAAUACAAACAUACAAUAAGUAUACGCUUAAGAUUAUGUGAUGCUUGACCAAGAAAAUAAUUGUUAUUAUCUGUUAAUUUUUCCCCUUGCGAAAAGAAUGUUUAAGUACAAAAAUAAGAAUGAAAACUUCAUUUUAAUUUAAAAAUUGCCAGUUGUAAAAAAUCAUGAGUCUAACUAACGUAGCGAUUUGCUUUUCUGGUCAAGCUUCAGAUAUUAAAUAAUAAACAAAGGAACAGUAUAAAUACCUCAAUAACCUGUUACCAAACGGAAUAUCACAGAAAAUUAUAUUUAUAAUGUAAAAAAAUGUAUAUCUAAUAUUGAAAAUUGGGAAUUGAUUGGACACGAAACAAAAACUCGCGCCGUCCCUUUUGUUCGUAUGAGAGAGAAAGGGACGGCUUGAUGUGUAUUUUAAGUUAGGGAAACAGUAGUAACUGAAAACAGUUAAAAAAUUCCAGUGAGUUAUUUUAGUUGUUCAUGAAGCCGUAGGUAAAUUUUGAGACCUAAAACUUGAUGAAAAGAAUAUUUCGCUCAAAUAUCUUAUGUCAAUAUGUUUACAUGAAAUACAGGCCUGUUCCAAGAUGGCCGUCUAGCGCGUUUUUUUAGUACUUAUGUACUUAUACACAUACAUACAUUUUUAGUUCUUUUUGAGUUAUAAACUAGAUAUCGUUUUUUCCACGUAACACAUGCACAAACCCAUCUUAACCAACUAAGUCCCAGUUUAAUUAUUGUUUAUCUACGGCUCCAUGGUUUUUGUAGUUAUUCUUAUGUUAAGAAUAUUUACGUUGUUUAGUUUAAGUGGUUUUUAACCGUAUGUGGUAGUUUCAAGGUGUGUACAGUUAAUUACGUGCCAGAUAUAUUAGGAAUAAGUUAUAUAAUAAAAUACUACUUGUUAUUCGGAGGUUUUGUUACGGUGCUUGUUGUACUAUUUUGAUAAUUUGCUAUAUACGUUUAUCUUUUAUGCUUUUCAUGAGCGGCAAUUGUGUCGAGAAAGUGAUUUAUAAUGCAAUUUUUUAAUAUUUGUAGUUCACUACUUACAUGAAUUUGUGUGAUUUUUGAACCGCGUAGAAAUGUAUGCCACUUGACACGCACAUUUCUUGGAAUAUGCCAUACGCUAUUAUAACUUACUUAUUUUAAUUUUUCGCUGUGAGAUUAAGAGUCAUUGUGCAGUACUUGAAUCAUACUUCCUUAUUAUGUUGUACUGCCUAUGGGCAAGGCUUAACCGACGAUAUAAAAGGUGGUAUAUUUUUCUAUGUGGACCCCUGUAUAGUGAGAAUAACCGUUGCUGUCAGAAUGAAUGACACGAUUCUCUACAUUACCUACUAGACUAGUUCAUUCGUUUUUUUUUGUCUUUACAGUUUUCAACACUAUGUAAAAUUUAAUUUAUUCAUGUUCUGAACGGACUUGUGAUGCAACGUGGCAAUUGUGUUUCUUAUCGAUAUGCUUCUAUUGAUUUAAUAUCGACUAUCGAUUUAGAACAAUUGUCGAUAAUUCACCAACACUAUUGGCCUAAUCGCCGCCAUUAAGUUCGGAAUUAUUUAAAUAAUUAGAAAGCUGAUGUUAAGAAAUAAGUUUUAAUAGAGUAGUGAAUCGUACUCGUGUCUUAUUUAAUUUAAAUGAAUAGUACCUUGUUUCUUUACACACUGUUAUCGAUUGUGACCUGGUUCUGUAUAUGUGAAAUAAAUUGUAAAAUGGU